This is a messenger RNA of Oncorhynchus tshawytscha (Chinook salmon), 2732 nucleotides long. Its product is annotated as gamma-aminobutyric acid receptor subunit beta-3. Gene Ontology annotation, biological process: regulation of membrane potential; nervous system process; signal transduction. Gene Ontology annotation, cellular component: synapse; neuron projection; GABA-A receptor complex. NCBI's taxonomy places the organism in Eukaryota, Metazoa, Chordata, Actinopteri, Salmoniformes, Salmonidae. Gene Ontology annotation, molecular function: extracellular ligand-gated monoatomic ion channel activity; GABA-A receptor activity; neurotransmitter receptor activity. The transcript has 11 exons. The record is from RefSeq and is a predicted model, not a curated record. The coding region runs from base 414 to 2033 and encodes 539 amino acids.
UCCUGCCAUCAGGGAAAACGCUAGCUCAGUCCUGCCCACUCACUCAGCUCGGCUCUGCUCUGCUGUGCUCUGGCCUCGCUCACUCGACAAGGACGCGACGCUACCAAAUCUCCAGCGACCGACGGACAGAUAUCUACAGACCUAAGCUCCGAUUUAAUAACAAUUCUCCCAGGGGUGUGAUGGAGGGGGGCUGACCUGGUGCCCCAUGGGAAGUUUGUGAUUCUGUGAGCCAAACGGACGUAGGGCCAACGCAGGGACCAUCAUGUCUCCAGCCCCAGAAGCCCCAGCUAGCCGGCGUCUUCUCGGCCCACCGGGGAGACACCCAUGACUCCCAGCCUCUCUCCGCCCCGAGCGACCGAGCGACCGACCGACCGGGGAUCCGAUCCUCCAUCCCGACUGUUUGCUGUUGAUGCAUGGAGCCCGAUGAGACUCAUAGAGGAAUGAACAUGUACCUUUGGUGGAUUUUACUGCAAGGAUUUUGGAGCGUUUAUGGGGAACUUCCAUUCAUUGCAGACAAUAACGCAGCCAUGUUGGUCAACUGGAAUGCAGUCGAUGGAAACAAGAAGUUGUUUGCAAUCUAUGAUACCAGCGUGAAUGAACCAGGGAACAUGUCGUUUGUGAAAGAGACGGUGGACAAACUACUAAAGGGAUAUGAUAUUCGUCUUCGACCAGACUUUGGAGGGGCCCCUGUUGCAGUUGGCAUGAGUAUAGAUGUGGCGAGCAUAGACAUGGUAUCCGAAGUCAACAUGGACUACACUUUAACCAUGUACUUCCAGCAGUACUGGAGGGACAAGAGGCUGGCGUACUUAGGGAUCCCACUGAACCUUACCCUGGAUAACCGGGUGGCAGAUUCACUCUGGGUCCCUGACACCUACUUCCUGAAUGACAAGAAGUCCUUCGUCCACGGUGUGACGGUCAAGAACCGCAUGAUCCGCCUCCACCCAGAUGGAACAGUGCUCUACGGCCUGAGGAUCACAACGACGGCAGCCUGUAUGAUGGACCUGAGGAGGUACCCUCUCGACGAGCAGAACUGCACUCUGGAGAUCGAGAGCUAUGGAUACACGACAGAUGACAUUGAGUUCUACUGGAAGGGAGGAGACAAUGCAGUGACGGGGGUGACACGCAUUGAGCUGCCACAGUUCUCCAUAGUGGACUACAAGCUGGUGUCCAGAAACGUUGUCUUUUCCACAGGUGCCUACCCACGACUGUCUUUGAGCUUCAAGCUAAAGAGGAACAUUGGCUACUUUAUCCUGCAGACCUACAUGCCCUCCAUCCUGAUCACCAUCUUGUCCUGGGUCUCCUUCUGGAUCAAUUACGAUGCCUCGGCUGCAAGAGUGGCAUUAGGGAUCACCACUGUGCUCACCAUGACCACCAUCAACACCCAUCUGAGAGAGACGCUCCCUAAGAUCCCCUACGUCAAGGCCAUUGACAUGUACCUGAUGGGCUGCUUCGUCAUGGUCUUCCUGGCCCUGCUGGAGUACGCCUUCGUCAACUACAUCUUCUUCGGCCGUGGGCCACAGAUGCAGAAGAAGCUGGCAGAGAAAGCCGAGAGGGCCAACAACGAGAGGGCGGCCAAAUAUGACACCAAUCGGUCUCCUCAGGAAGGAGGUAAAACGUCAUCUCUUAAGCUGACUAAGCAGCCUAAUAGAGCAAAAACGCUCCGUGUCUCACAGUCGGCGGAGUCCCACGGUAAUAUCCUGCUGACCACCCUGGAGAUACACAACGAGGUGGCAGGAAAUGAGGUCACCACCAGCCUGGCGGACAGCAGGAACUCCUCCGUCAUGGGAUUUGACAACACCAGCACAGGUACCGGCGUCCAGUGCAGGAAGGCGAGCCGGGCCUCGGGUCCUCGCCACAGCCUCGACAGGCACGCCCAGCUCAAGAGGCACAAACUGCGGCGGCGUUCGUCGCAGCUCAAAAUCAAAAUCCCUGACCUGACGGACGUAAACGCCAUCGACAGGUGGUCGCGGAUUAUCUUCCCCUCCGUUUUCUCCCUCUUUAAUCUAAUCUACUGGAUGUAUUAUGUCAACUGAUUGACUGAUAGGGUUAGAUGGUGUUAUAAUUUUUUUUUGUUCUCCUUCGUCAUCAUUUUGUCUUUUUUUUUUACGUGAUAGGAAAUGUUUUGCUAUCGAAAAACAAAGGACUGCCUCUAUGUAACACAGACAAAUUGCUUUGACCCCUUUGUUCAAGGUUUUAUAUUUGCAGUCGUACUCAAAUUGUGGAUUGCGGUGGGGUUGAUAAUUCUUCAAAUUUUGUACAGAACUAUGUAGAUAAAUACCCAUACUGUAGGACUGGGACUGUAUACUUCUCAUUCUUUUUGCCCUCUCUGCAGUUUGAUAAUGUUCUUUAUACCCAUUUCAAUUUGUGCAAUCUGCAAGAAAGAAAAGGUAACCAUAAUUUUUUUUUUUAACAAACCCAAAUAAAAUACAAAUGUUAUGUAAUGUAUUAUGCAUAUACACAAUGAAUUGUGGUGUAUACUUUAUCAUUAUUUACAUAUUAUUUGUUAUGAAUGCGGAUCAAUGCAAAAAAUAUAUACUCAUGUUUUGUGAUGCUUGCCAUCUUUAUCACGUAUAUAUUUUUUGUCUUGGUCAGAUAUCAUUUUCAAGUGCACAUACAGUAUUUGCAUAUUUUACAGUGAAGUGGUCCUGUUUCUGUAUGUCUAUGUACAGUGUAUUAUUAGUAGUAGUAGUAGUAGUAAUAGUAGUAGUAGUAUUGCUAUUAUUAUUAUUAUC